Messenger RNA from Macadamia integrifolia, 2191 nucleotides. RefSeq names its product NAC domain-containing protein 53-like. The transcript is spliced from 6 exons. Gene Ontology annotation, molecular function: DNA binding. The coding region runs from base 267 to 2006 and encodes 579 amino acids. Gene Ontology annotation, biological process: regulation of DNA-templated transcription. NCBI's taxonomy places the organism in Eukaryota, Viridiplantae, Streptophyta, Magnoliopsida, Proteales, Proteaceae. The record is from RefSeq and is a predicted model, not a curated record.
AUCUGCUACGAGACGAGCAGAAUGUGAGUUCUACUAGUCAAAAGCUCUCUCUCAGGGGCAAUUGUAGGACAGAGAAGAAAGUGAAAAUUAAAACUGCGAGUAAAUUGGAGGACGAUGAGAUCGAAGAUGCUGCGUACGAUGAUAGGUUUCGUAGAACUUUCCGACAUCGAUUGAAGCUGAAUCCGUUUUCUUCUGUGUCUCUGUAAUUUCUUCCAAUUCCCCAAAUCCACUAGACUCGAAAAAUCUAUCUCAACAGAUAAUUCUUCAUGGGAGGCGAAGCAGCAGUGGGAGCACUUGCUCCAGGUUUUCGAUUCCACCCAACCGACGAAGAACUCGUUAGUUUCUAUCUUAAGCGUAAGGUCUGCGGGAAACCCUUUCGUUUCGAUGCAAUCUCGGAAGUCGAUCUUUACAAAUCUGAGCCAUGGGAUCUUCCAGGUCUGUCGAGGUUGAAGAGCAGAGACCUGGAAUGGUAUUUCUUUGGUGCCCUUGAUAAGAAGUAUGGGAAGAGUUCAAGGACAAAUCGCGCUACAGAGCAGGGCUACUGGAAGACGACCGGGAAGGACCGGCAGGUCCGACGGAACAAUCGGAUAGUCGGGAUGAAGAAGACACUCGUCUUCCAUAUUGGACGCGCCCCACAUGGCGAACGGACCAAUUGGGUCAUGCAUGAAUACAGGCUUGUCGACGGGGAGUUGGAGAAGAUGGGCUUCGCACAGGAUGCCUAUGUGCUGUGUAGAAUUUUCCAGAAAAGUGGUUCGGGACCUAAAAACGGAGAGCGUUACGGAGCUCCAUUGAUUGAGGAGGAAUGGGAUGAGGAUGCUUUAGAUGAAAACUUAUUGUUUCCAAAGGGUGAGACCGGGGAUGAUGCCUUCUGUGAUGUUGGAGAUGAAGAAUAUCUUCAGCCUGAUGACCUUGAGCAGAAUAUUGACAUGAUUCCGCCAUCUGAAAACAUUCCUUUCCCACUGAACUUUUAUUAUGGAGAUGGUUGCAACGACUUAGAGCAGGCUGGAGGCUUCCCUAUGGAUAACCAGAAUGUCUUUAUUGGCAGGGCUGGACAAGGUGACUUGCCGAAGCCGGCAGAGGAUCAAAAGUUCUUGGACUUCCCAGAACAAUAUCAGAUGGACCCCGCACCUAUCAAAGAUGAAUAUUUUGAAUUGAAUGAUUUUUUGAAUCCCGUGGAUGGCGAUUAUAUUGCUGAUAACCCAGUUAAUGAUGAAAUGAAAAGUUCCAAUGCUUCUGAUAAUUUCCCAGUUGAUGAUGGCACAUUCCUAGAAAUUAAGGACCUCCAAAACCCCGUUGAGGCAGUUCCAUCAGGACUGGAAAUGCUUGAUGAAUACCUUACAUACUUUGAUGCUGUCGACAAUGACUUGGUGUCAGGGCCUUUGGAUUCUUCUAAGAUCUUGGAGAGUGAAUAUCCCAUCUUGGACCAAUCUGCUUUCAACCAGACAGUGAAUAGUGGAACUGAAGAACUGGCAAUACCACAGCCCUCGAAUUCACUGGGUAGUGAAGUCGCAUCCUCUUCAAAGAAAAAAUCAGAUGACACAAAACUUGCAUCAGAUGCUCAAUGCGAGGAUGGUUGGGACAGUACCCUUGUCAAAGGGGUCAGUCGUAUGUUGGGUUCCAUCCCUGCUCCUCCAGCAUUUGCUGAAGAAUUCUGUACAAAAGAGGCAGCUUUGGGACAGAACUCGUCGAUGCAGUCUCCCGGAUCAAUACAUGUUACUGCCGGGGUGAUACGUAUAAGCGACAUGACAUUCAGAGGCAGUGGAAAGGACUGGUCAUUGUACAAGGUUGAAGAUUUGGGUCUCCUCAUUUCCUAUGGCAUGACAAGGGGUGAUGUAAUGGCUACUGAACAGCUGAUGAGCCACUCCGUUGGUUUUGAACCUCUGGCUAAUCUACUCUCAGGUAAGGCAGGAUCCCUGAUGAUGCGAAGCAUGUUCUACCUAUUCUUCUUCUGGGUUCUGAUUCUUUCAGUGAGCUACAAAAUUGGAUGCUGCUUCUAUACAAAGUAAUGCAGGCUGGAUCAUUUACUUAAUCACUCACAAAUUAUUCAUAAGGGAAAACAAAAAAAUAACCCUUAAUGGGACCAUUUAAUUACAGUAUUAUUUUAUUAGUUGUUGGACAAAGAAUAGUGUCCUAGGUAAGGUUAUGACAGGAUAUGCUCAUUAAUAGGUAAUGCACUUGAUUUGUUUCCUGA